CAAGGAAGGUGCCGCCGCACGAUGUGACAAGUUGAGUGUCGAGCUUCGACAUUUCCUCAUUCGCGGCAAGACCACACACCUCACUGCGGCUCUCCAAAGGCCUGCGCGAUUGCCUGGGUGAACCAUCAGAGCAUUUCGAGCAGCAUCGCAGGUCGCAAAUGCUGCUUGCUGGAUGGACGUCUCCUCGUGCCUUCCCAAAACCUGGCUGCCACUUCCCCGUCACGGCUGGGACUGUCAACACGAGUACUUCAACCGCCGCAAACCCUCCGUUUCUUCUUCUUCUUCACCGACAGUGGGUCGGUCAAUGUCUUCAACCACCCACUCAUCUCUCCGCUCUCCAUGACUGCCCGCGGCACACCGGCCCCCACCUCGCUCACCUGGGACGCCUACCUCGACGCCUCCCCGCAGUCGACGGACGCCACAGCCGCCCGCAUCAGAGACAACGUUGUCACCAUCGUUGGCAAUUGGGGUGCUCGCUGGCGAGGCGAGUUGAAGGCCGGCGGCCUACUCGUCCAAGAAACACCCUCCUUCCACCUCGCCCUGUCCCUCGCCCGCCUGUCCGCCUUCGAGCCUUCCAUCCCCGCCAUCCUCUCCCUCCUGCCCGACUUUCACGCCCACCAAGCCGCACACCUCGCCGUCGGCCCCAAGCACGUCGACCCGACCACCACGUCUCUCUUCGGUGAGGUCGAGCAACGAGUGACGUGCACUUCCUACCGGGUGCUCAACGAGUUCCUGGACUACCUCAAGUCCAGCGAAGCGGCCCCCCUCCCCUCCUCCGUCACCAACCGGUCUCGUCGUGCGGCGCAGCGCGAUAAGCGCAAGGUUCCUGCCUCGCGUCGCUCCACACCCUCUCCCAGCGGAGCCCGCCAACGGCCAUCACCAGCCUCGCCUGAAGUGGGCCGUGGUCACGAUUCCUCUCUCAUCGACCGCACACUGCUCGGCCCAGAAGAGGAGCCGUCUUUUGCCCAGUCCGGUCUUGACGAUUCGGGUGUGGUCUUCGAUCCCGAGGCCUCCGCUGACGACCUCUCCCUCCCCCUCCCCCUCCCUCGUCCCCACACCACGACCUCUCCCUCCUCCACAGCCUCUCCACCCCCGGCCUCUCCAUCCACCAUGGGCGAAGAUCUCGAACACCUCCUCCAAGAUCGCCUCUGGGCUCAGGUCACCCAACUUCUCUCGACCACGCGCAAGCGUGCCACCCACCUCAAGCUCAAGGCUUCUGAGGCCAAGACCGUCCUCGACGAAGCCAAGGCCAAGGAGGUCGAGGCUCGCCAUGCCAUCGGGAUCGAGUUUGGGCUGCUCGAGCCGACCGUCGACGUUGAGACGCUCGAGAAGGCCAUCGAGGAGCUGAACGACGAGCUCACGGCUGAAGAAGAGCUCCGUGACUUCAAGGCCAAGUACCAGGCUGAAUUCGUGCGCCUUGCAUCCCGCGCCAGAUCAGCAGCGGGUGAAGCCAACGCCCUCGACACCACAGCCUGCGACGAGCAGAUCUCUAGGCUCGAAGCUGAGAUUGAGCGACACGAGGCGGCGGUUGCGUCGCUGAAGGAGGUCGAGGAGAUGGUCGCCGAGAAGGAGGACGAGUGGGUGGCGGCUGCCGAUGCAGUCACGGCGGACAAGAAGAGGAAGAAGACGUUCCAGGAUCUCGCCAAGAACGUCAACAGCGAUUUGCUCUUCAAGGGCGUUGAUGCUGCCCUCGCCGCACGUGGAGAUGAGGGUGAGGGAGACUCGCCUUCUGAAUCUUCUACUUAGUUGUGUAUAUUGUGUGAUAAUCAAAAGCUGAUGAUCUUCCC
Dothidotthia symphoricarpi CBS 119687 is the source of this 1787-nucleotide messenger RNA. RefSeq lists its product as uncharacterized. Lineage: Eukaryota; Fungi; Ascomycota; Dothideomycetes; Pleosporales; Dothidotthiaceae. The record is from RefSeq and is a predicted model, not a curated record. The coding region runs from base 340 to 1746 and encodes 468 amino acids. The transcript is spliced from 2 exons.